AUGCAUUAAACAUGCAGAGAGUUACACAAGUUCUUACCACCUUGGGGCACCAUUCAGGGUGCCUUUUUAUCUGAUUAAAUUUAUAAUGAACAGGGACAUUGCGGUUGUCCCAAGUGGAUGGUAUGAUGAUAGGAUGGUUUUCUGGCCCAGCUAUAAAAACACAGACAGAAUUGAAAGGGCCGCUUUAAAUGAGGAGCAGCAUGAGCCAAACUGGCCAAGAUUUGACGUUUCUGUUGUCCGAACUUGUGACAACUACAAAGACGCAUUAAAAAUAAUGCAACUAUAUGGAAAGGGCUGCAACACCUCAGACCUGCAAUCUGAGGCAGAGAACGAGGACCUGCCAGAAAAAAGGAACAGGAAGCCAGUCCAUCGUCUCGGGGACUCAGAUGAUAGCGAAGAAGACCCGGGAAAUAGUGACCUCACAUCUCUGGGGUUGGCAAGCCAAUUGCACAGGCAGACUCCACCGUCUCGCCGAGUGCCAGCAAGAGUCAUGAGUACUUGUCAACUCGACUCCUCAACUGGAGAUAACUUUCUAGCACCUCACCAUGGGGAAGGACGCAUUCAUAUGCCUUCACCAGCACCUGCAUUAAACAUGCAGAGAGUUACACAAGGAACGGCAGUCCCUCCUCGACUCCCUCCACCCCCCUCACCAGCAGCCCUCAACAUGUGGCAGACAGAGGAGCCUGGAUCCAGCCUGGCCUACAGGCCAACAUGGCGAGGGGAAAGAAUGGCCGACAACAUUUCCUGCUCUGCGCCUGAGGUAAUCCACAUCCUUAGCCUGCUGGAAACUAUUAAGCACAACCAAGACCAGCUGAUUGCGAAGGUGCUGUGAGUAAAAAUGUGUUGACAAGGUCAGCCACGGACGCUGAGGUCACCAAACACGCCAUCAGGUGGUUCAACUUGGCGGGGGAUCGGGCAACGAGGAGACGUGUCCCGCUUCCACCUCCUCAGGAGGAAUAGAGAU
Entelurus aequoreus (snake pipefish) is the source of this 964-nucleotide messenger RNA. RefSeq lists its product as uncharacterized. The record is from RefSeq and is a predicted model, not a curated record. The coding region runs from base 86 to 832 and encodes 248 amino acids. The transcript has 10 exons. NCBI's taxonomy places the organism in Eukaryota, Metazoa, Chordata, Actinopteri, Syngnathiformes, Syngnathidae.